Micromonas commoda is the source of this 1525-nucleotide messenger RNA. RefSeq lists its product with no specific name. The transcript has a single exon. The record is from RefSeq and is a predicted model, not a curated record. Lineage: Eukaryota; Viridiplantae; Chlorophyta; Mamiellophyceae; Mamiellales; Mamiellaceae. The coding region runs from base 1 to 1383 and encodes 460 amino acids. Gene Ontology annotation, molecular function: D-amino-acid oxidase activity; FAD binding.
AUGCCGUCCUCUGCCCUCGUCUCCGGGAUUUUACCCCUCUCCCAUCGCCGGGUGUGCGUCCGUCGCCGCCGGCAACGCGUCGUCGUUGCCUCGUGGUCCUCCGCGGGCGCGACCCCGCCCGGCGUUCCCACCGGAACGCGCAAGCCCGUCGCCUCCGUCGUGGGCGCCGGAAUCGUGGGCUUAACAACAGCGCUGAGGCUCCAGGAGGCCGGGUUCGACGUCACCGUGACGCACGCGGAGGACGAGCACGACCUCGUGAGCCACGGCAGCGGCGGCUUUUGGUUUCCCUACCUCGUCGAGAACAUGGACCGCGUCGGUCCGUGGGCCAAGGCUACGUACGACGCCUUCCUCUCCGAGAUGCGCGCCUCCCCAUUCUACAAGCCCGGCAGCGUCAACAAGGACGUCCCCGGCGGCGAGUGCGUUCGCAUGCGCGACGUGCUCGUCUUCGAUGACCUCCCCCGACGACCCCCGGUCCCGAACUGGGCGCCGCCGGACAUGCGCAAGCUCGGGACCGACGAGCUACCCCCGCUCGACGACCUGUUCGACGCGUACGGGGUGCACAUCUCGGGCGGGUGGGGAUUUCGAGCCCCCGUCGUGGAGAUGCCGGGCUACCUGAGGGCGCUCCGCCAGCGCGUCGCCGACGGCGGCGGUAAGUUCGAGAAGCGCCAGCUCACCAGCCUCACCGACGCCGCGCCCCAUAACGCCGACGUCGUGGUCAACUGCGCGGGCCUCGGGAACCACGAGCGCCACGGGCGACUCGCGAGGGACCCGGCGCUGUACCCCAUCCGAGGGCAAGUCGUCAAGGUCAAGGCGCCGCACGUGCAGCAGGUUUUCGUGGCCGAUCUCGACGGGUUCACGUCGUACGCCAUCCCCCGCGGCGACUGCGUCGUCAUAGGCGGGACCCACGACGACGACGAGUGGGACAUCAUGCCCGACAGGGACGAGGCCGAGGCCAUCAUGAAGCGAGCCGCGGCGUUUCUCCCGAGGGGGUACCUGGACAACGCGGAGAUCUUGGGGCACUGGUCCGGCUUGCGCCCCGCGCGAAGGGGCGGCGCGAGGCUGGAGCUGGACGACGAGCCGGACGGUAAGGGACGCAGGGUGGUGCACUGCUACGGCCACGGCGGCGCGGGCGUGACGUGCUCGUGGGGAUGCGCCGACGAGGUGGUUGACAUCUGCCGGGAUUGCGUCAAAGAUACGCCGAUGGCCGUCGCGAGACCCAGAGUCGACGACAGGGACCAGAGCAACAACGCGGUUCGAACCGGGGCGGACGUGCGAAGCUCGAAGUCCGCGCAGAUCCUGAAGGACUGGAUCCUGAAGAGCGUGAAGAAGGGCGGCGUCGCGCCGACGCCCAAGCCCCAGGAGCCGCUGCCGCAGGAGCGCUGAUACCGAGAGCGCGAAGGGACGAUUUUAUAAACCGACGAUUGUUUUGCGUGUAACAAGAACCCGGCGGGUGUGGUGACAACGCCGCUGUUAUGGUAUCGAGUGUAUAACGCUGAUUUUAAUAAGUAUAAUACCCUAUCAAGAC